UACUCUGAGUCAUCAUUCUGAGUCAAAAUUUCCGACCUUUGGCUUGCAUAGGCAUCUCACAAACUACCUCAGUGUUCCUAGUAUCUACUGUGAAUCGAGCACGCAGCAGAAAGGUGUCGUUGUCCUUUGCGGGGUAGCAUUGAUGUUUUUAAGUUAGAUUAGAUGUCAAGACUGUAACCGGAUAGAUACAUCAGUUAUAGAAACACCACUUUCGAAGUACGUGUAACGGCAAGUCCACUCCUAGCUUUGAGAGUUAUUUGUACCAUGUGAGGUUGCAAGCCUUCGACAUCAGUCGCUGCCAUACCACGUCUACCACCGGAAUCUAUCACUAGCGCUCAACAAGACCCGAUUCAAUUGCAGGAAUUCGGGGACAAGUGACCAUGAAGGGAGUGUUCAAUAUUGCAUUCCGAAUUAUAACACACAACAUUCGGUAUGCUGUUUCUACGCCGUCGCCUGGAGAAGUGGCAUGGAAUCUUCGAGUGCCCGGUAUAAUCAACGAACUUCAUUUCAACACACUAUACAACCCAGAAGCAUUCAUAUGCUUACAAGAAGUCCUGCACGGUCAGCUGGUGGACGUCUUGAACGGCUUGAAUCGGAAUCAUCCAUAUGGCAUGGGUUCCGGCUCGCCUCCAUGGGCUUACAUCGGCGUUGGGCGAGACGACGGUGAAGAGGGCGGCGAAUACUCCCCGAUCAUCUAUCGACCAUCUAUAUGGAAGUUAGAACAUGCAGAAACCGUCUGGCUUUCCGAGACACCCCAUAAACCAUCGAAAGGAUGGGAUGCCGCCACGAUCCGGAUCCUGACCAUCGGGCGCUUUCAACAUCGCAAGAGCAAGGUCCGAGUGGUGACGAUGAACACGCAUCUUGAUCACCGAGGCUCGACAUCUCGGCUGGAAUCUGCGAAGCUCAUCGUCCGUCAGAUCAAAAAGCAGAUAUUGAAAGGGUCGAUUCCCGGUCUACGACUCAACGACAAUCAUCGAUAUAAGGAAGUUUUACCAGUGAUCCUGGCCGGGGACUUCAACAGCGAACCGACACAGGAGGCAUACAAAGUCCUCACAUCGGACGAUUCUCCCGUGCAGGAUCUGCAGAGUCUGACGGCGGACGAGAACCUUUAUGGUGACAAUCACACAUUCACGGGAUUCACUGACGAUGAGUGGCCGACGAAGCUGGACUUCUUGUUCGUCGGACCAAAGGGGUACGAUGGUGGCGGGCUGGAUUGGGAUGUCCGGAGCUAUGCAGUGCUACCGAACCGAUUUGAAGCCGGUAUCUAUAUCAGUGAUCAUAGAGCCGUCGUUGGUGAUAUUGUGCUUUCUAUACCGAAGACGCGAAGAUCCUUCUAUCCGGGAUGACGUCAAACGCUCAAGACAUGAAUUCCAUCACCAUCAAUCAAUGUGCCGUAUCGGGGUGUACUACAUCAGAUGAAUUUGCCUGGUCUGGUCUACAGUAUUAACAGGACAUUGUUCUUGGACAAUUGGACUUUUCUGUGGCGAGCAUCUUGAUGAACCGAUGAAAACCUCCGAGGAAGUGACAGUUCAGUGAAUUCAUGAUUGUCAAAUGUCACCAGAUGAACGAAACACACCACAGCAGGGCUCCUCCCCUCCAUGCCCCGCCUUUGGCUCGCUC
Molecule: messenger RNA, 1620 nt
Organism: Eremomyces bilateralis CBS 781.70
Lineage: Eukaryota; Fungi; Ascomycota; Dothideomycetes; Eremomycetales; Eremomycetaceae
Product: endonuclease/exonuclease/phosphatase
Exons: 1
Coding region: 381-1346 (321 amino acids)
Molecular function (GO): 3'-5'-RNA exonuclease activity
Source: RefSeq, a predicted model, not a curated record